Cyprinodon tularosa is the source of this 1158-nucleotide messenger RNA. RefSeq names its product PRA1 family protein 3-like. Bases 111 to 683 code for a protein of 190 amino acids. Gene Ontology annotation, biological process: negative regulation of transport. The record is from RefSeq and is a predicted model, not a curated record. NCBI's taxonomy places the organism in Eukaryota, Metazoa, Chordata, Actinopteri, Cyprinodontiformes, Cyprinodontidae. The transcript has 3 exons. Gene Ontology annotation, cellular component: membrane.
CGAAGAAGAAUAACUUGUUCUCGCGAGAUUUACCUACCAGUCCUAUUUGUUUACUUAUUCUGUACAGUUAAUCUCCUUUCGCUGUCAAAGUGGUAACUUACUGGACUCUAAUGGCUAAAGUAGAGCUGGCACCGCUUAGAUCGUGGGAUGAUUUCUUUCCCGGUUCGGAACGGUUCGGCGCACCGGAUGUUACAAAUAUGACGAGAUGGAACAACCGAGUUGUCAGCAACUUGCUUUAUUACCAGACGAAUUACCUGGUUCUUUCUAUUGCUGUUUUCCUCAUCGUGGGGUUUCUCAACCAUGUGGGGAUGGUCACAGCCUUGGUCGUGGUGUCGGUCGUCUUCCUGGGUUUGGUUUGGGCUGGAGAGAACCAAGCCAUCAUCAAGAACUUCAAAAGGCAGAGCCCCACAGUGUUUGUGAUGGUCGUCAUGGCGGCCAGCUACAUGCUGACUUCUCUCCUGGGGAGCGUCAUGACGUUUAUGACAGCAGUCACUCUACCUCUGAUUUUGAUAAUGGCACACGCUUCGUUUCGCCUACGGAACAUGAAGAACAAGCUCCAGACCAAGCUGGAAUGUUCAGGGCUGAAGAGAACUCCGAUGGGCAUCCUACUCGAGUGUCUGGAACAGCAGGAAGAAAACAUACAAAAGAUUCAGACUUUUUUAGAGGGAAAAGUGAAGGAGUAAACCUUAUCUUCUCCAAAAUGCUACAACUCCAAUGUUCUCUGUUGUCUUUUAUGUUGUGCGAAAGGAAAGCCUGCAAACCAGCAAUGUUAUCUCCUCCUCAGGGUAUCUUGUGUCACUCUGCACAGAACUUGUCAGGGCGCUCCCCCCUGCAGCGAUCAGGGCACCUCACUGCUGCCUCACAUCUCAUCUGUGCAGCUAUGCAUGUUGUGUCCCAGACAGCAGCAAGCUUCUCGAAAUCUGUGUUUAAUCAGAAACUCCUCCGUUUGCACUUGAGUGAAAUUGUGAAAGCAGCACAAGUGUUGCCUUUUAACAGAGGCCGAAAAGUGCACACUCAACAUGCAUUGCUGCCAAGACCAGCGCGUUUUCAAGUUCAUGCAGGAAAUCUCUUCACAUUCAGAGUAACUGUUUACUUCAGCCCAGAGUUGAAUUGAAACCUUCUGCUCAUGUAAAUAAAGAGAAUCAUGCAAAAGAGCAA